Nasonia vitripennis (jewel wasp) is the source of this 1230-nucleotide messenger RNA. It is a transcript of the gene Or264, whose product is annotated as odorant receptor 264. Gene Ontology annotation, biological process: detection of chemical stimulus involved in sensory perception of smell; sensory perception of smell. Gene Ontology annotation, molecular function: olfactory receptor activity; odorant binding. The transcript is spliced from 9 exons. Lineage: Eukaryota; Metazoa; Arthropoda; Insecta; Hymenoptera; Pteromalidae. The record is from RefSeq and is marked inferred. The coding region runs from base 1 to 1230 and encodes 409 amino acids. Gene Ontology annotation, cellular component: plasma membrane.
AUGAAGACCAAAGAUGAAAGCCUGCAACCGAAUAUUUUUCUACAACAUUACUUGAACAUAAAUUCUAAAAUGCUGCGAUACAUGGGCUUGGUGGUUCGUACAAAAGGAAACAAAACCGACAGUAAGUCAAAAAUUCUGGAAAGACUUCCGACCUACGCCACGAAUCUCAUUUCCAUAAUUGACGCUUUUUUCCAAAUGCGGUGGAUCAUGGAUCUCUGGCAACGCGACAACGACUUGGUAAUGCAGAUUACUACUAGUGGUAUUUCUAAUAUAGUCUGUAUUUGUAAGGGGUUUCGUCUUGCUUAUUGUAGAGAAGACAUACAAACAUUGUUUGAAAAAUUAGCAACGAUUUGGGACCAAACUUGCGUGCCUGAAGACAUUCGAGAUACGAUUGUGAAAAAAGCACAGAGCACCCUGGUUUUUUGCAGAUGCUAUAUUGUCAUGAUGUUGGGUCUCGGAAUUUGCUUCGCUCUACCGCCAAUGAAAAAUUUCCUGAUCCAAUAUUUCGCUCGAAAAGAGAUGAAUCAUACUUACGACUAUUCGGAGCGAGUUUUUCUUGUGAGAUAUCCCUUCGAGAUAAACAGUUCAUCGAUUUAUUUCUCCGUUCUUUUCGAAGAGCAAUGGGUGCUUUUUUGUUCAGCUUUAUACUGGGUGUGCUGUGACACCCUCUUUGCUCAGCUAACGACCCACACAUCUUUACACUUCGAGAUACUUCAAUACGAUAUAGAAGCGGUCGUUAAUCGAGAAAAUGACGAAGAUCGUUUGAAACAGAGCAUGAUCGACUUUGUCAAAAGGCACAGAGAAUUGUUAAGGAUAUGCCAUAUGAUCGAAAAAUUGUUUAGUCCAGUAAUAUUUACAACGAUGCUAUUAACGUCUAUAAAUAUUUGUGUAAACGUGUUUGAAUUGCGAGAGAUGAUAUCAGAAGCUAAAUUGGGCGAUGCUUUACUUCAUGGCUUUCACCUUGUGAACAUAUUUUUUCAGUUAUUGGUUUAUUGCAUAUUUGCUGAGCGGCUAACUCAGCAGGCAGGUACGAUAGCAAAUGCGACAUACAAUUGUAAAUGGACUGAAAAGAAUAAUAAGCUAAGAAUUUAUUUGCAAAUACUUAUAAUGAAAUCUCAGAAACCGUUCCAUUGUACUGCUUAUGGAUUCUUUCCUAUUGAUCACAAGACAAUAACAAUAAUCGUCAAUAGGGCACUAUCAUUUUACAUGAUGUUGGAAACAACGAACUGA